AUGCUUCGUCGGCUGCACGAAUUCCAUUCAUACCGGUCCCUUGUUUGGAAUUUCAUAUAUUAUAAAAGAAUUAUGCCUCGCAGACAAACUACGAAAAGAACAAAAGGUCAGAGCUAUGAAUCAACCGAUACUUCUUUACCCAAUGCUCAUAUUCAGAGUGUAGCCCUAGAACUCGAAACUAGCAGGCAACGUUACCAAGUAUCAAUUAAUGACUCCUCCGAAAAUCGCACGUCUUCUUUGCCAGAUUCAGAGACUUCUCCAUUAGUCGAAUCGGCUAUGCCUGGAUUAAGGCGGUCAAGAAGAGGAAAAAAACCAGUUGACUAUCGGACAGAAUCGGAUACCGACCCAGAAGACGAGAAUCUUCCUCUCUCAAAAAGCGAGGUAAAGGCUUAUAUCAGUGAAGACUCCGAAGCUUCUGUGGUAAAUGGAACGGACUCGUCUGCGUCUGACCUGGAUGACGAUAAAACUCUGCUUUCGAAAAGUAAUUCCAAACAAAAAAGAAGCACUCCAUCAAGAAGGAAACGAUCCAAAAUUGAUUCGCCUGAAGAAUCCUUUGAAGAACCUGAGGUUCCUCGACCCAUCUUUGAUUGUCCGGAGAAACCACUACCUUGGAAAGGGCGACUUGGUUACGCAUGUCAGAACACGGUGUUGAGGCUUUCCAAAGAAAACGCGUUUUGCUCGCGAACUUGUCGAAUCGCUACAAUACAAAAAGAAUCUCUGCAAUUUGCCAAGGAUUUGGGCGUCAAAAACACACAAGACUUAGCUGCUCUUAUAGAGUGGAAUAACAGAUUUGGUAUUCACUUUAUGCGGGUAAGUUCUGAUCUUUUUCCAUUUGCGAGCCAUGGUACCUAUGGGUACUCAUUGGAAUAUGCAGAUUCUUAUUUACAAGCUGCAGGAGAGCUUGCAAAUAAAUAUAAUCAUCGCUUAUCGACGCAUCCAGGACAAUAUACUCAAAUAGCUUCGCCAAAGGUGUCCGUUAUUGAAAAUGCUAUUCGAGAUCUUUGCUAUCACGAAGAGCUCUUGUCCAGAAUGAAGCUGAAUGAACAGCUAAAUCGCGAUGCAGUCAUUAUAUUACACCUAGGAGGUUCAUUUGAAGGAAAAGAGGAGACACUUGCGCGAUUUCGUGAAAACUAUGCACGCCUUUCUGAAGCCGUCAAAAGGCGUUUAGUUUUGGAAAAUGACGACGUCACUUGGUCCGUCCAGGACCUACUUCCUCUUUGCCAAGAAUUGAAUAUUCCUAUGGUUUUAGAUUGGCAUCAUCACAACGUUGUUCCAGGGACUUUACGAGAGGGAUCUUUGGAUUUAAUGCCUCUCUUACCAGCGAUCCGGGAAACUUGGACUAGGAAGGGGAUUACUCAAAAACAACACUACUCUGAAUCAGUCUCUCCUCUGGCUAUUUCUGCCAUGAAGCGUAGGGGUCACUCUGAUCGUGUGUACAGCUUACCUCCGUGUGAGCCAGAUAUGGAUUUAAUGAUAGAGGCCAAGGAAAAAGAGCAAGCAAUAUUUGAAUUGUCUAAGGUUUACAAUUUAGACAAUCCUUCAUGCCCAAAGGAAAUUGAAGGGCCGGAUUUUGAUGUACUUAACGAAGGUUAUUAUCCUCCUGGCGCAGAACGACGACUUAUAGCUCGCAAACAGAGGAAAAAGAAAGCGGAAAAUAACAAGGAGGAAGCUAAAGAUGAUAAGGAACUGCAAAUGAAAGACGAAUCAGAUACAUAA
Messenger RNA from Schizosaccharomyces osmophilus, 1716 nucleotides. RefSeq names its product endonuclease Uve1 (gene uve1). Gene Ontology annotation, molecular function: endonuclease activity. Lineage: Eukaryota; Fungi; Ascomycota; Schizosaccharomycetes; Schizosaccharomycetales; Schizosaccharomycetaceae. The record is from RefSeq and is a predicted model, not a curated record. The transcript has a single exon. Gene Ontology annotation, cellular component: mitochondrion; nucleus. Bases 1 to 1716 code for a protein of 571 amino acids. Gene Ontology annotation, biological process: nucleotide-excision repair; response to UV; mitochondrial DNA repair.